AUGUCAUUCAACUUUUCAAAUUUAACAAAAGACAUUAAGUCAUUUGGUGAUAAAUUAAGUACAGAAUUUAAUAAGGAAGUUGUACCAUUAGCUCAAAGAACUUCAAGAUUAAUGCAAGAAAGAAUGGGAAAAAUUAAUCAAGAUGAAAUAUCUCAAUUACCUAGUGAAUAUAUUGAAUUAGCUACAAAAUGUAAUAAUAUUGAAAAAUUAUAUAAAAAUGUUUUAAAAAUAACUUCCAACUACGAGUCUGAAUCUUAUGAUUAUCCAACAAAUUUACAAGAAUCUUUUUCUGAAAUUAGUUCAAAUAUUACUACAAGAUUUAAUAAUUUAAGUAAAGCUACCACUACAGCUGAAGCUCAAGCUGCUUUAAUUAAUUCAAACUCUGAAAUUGCAAAACAACCAAAAACUUUAUAUCAUGCAUUAAGUAGAGCAUCAAAUGCAAGUAUAUUAACCAACAAGACAGAUAUUUCAUCAGAAGCUAAUGAUCCAUUAAUUAAAGGAUUAGAUUUAUAUUCAUCAAAUUUAAACAAGAUUGCAAAUGCAAGAUUAGGACAAGAUCAAUUAAUUAAAUCAAAAUUUAAUAAACCUUUAACAACAACAUUAAGAUCAUUAAUUUCUCAAUCAAAUAAUAUUCAAAAAAAAGUUGAAGAAAAAAGAAUUGAUUAUGAUUUAAGUAGAUAUAAUUUAACUAAUUGUAAUAAUCCAACAAAAGAAUCAAAAUUAAGAGUUGAUAUGGAAAAUGCAGAAGAUGAAUUUGCAAAUACUGUUGAAGAUGCUAUUAAUAUUAUGCAAAAUGUUAUUGAAAAUGCUAAACCUUUACAGGAAUUUUUAGAGUUAAUAAAGGCUCAAUUAGCUUAUCAUAAAUUAGCUUCUGAGAUUUUAGGUGGUAUGGUUGGAGAAUUUGAUAAUUUGAUUGAAGAACAAAAUAAAUUGAAUAUGGGGUCAAAAAAUGCAAAUAGUAGAGAAAGUGGAGAAUUUGAUAUUUAA
Molecule: messenger RNA, 987 nt
Organism: Lodderomyces jiufengensis
Lineage: Eukaryota; Fungi; Ascomycota; Pichiomycetes; Serinales; Debaryomycetaceae
Gene: GVP36
Product: Gvp36p
Exons: 1
Coding region: 1-987 (328 amino acids)
Source: RefSeq, a predicted model, not a curated record